UAGUAGAGUCAGUGUUAGGCUGAAGUCUGCUGGCCUACGAGUGUCUAUUCUUAGUCUGUGUUGACAUGUAAAGUACAAGAGCAAAAGAAGAAAUUAUUAACUGAGAAGGAUCGUUGAACUAUUAUAAUCGGCUCAGAUUCUUUGGGAUUGGUUCCAGCCGCACAUCUAGGAAAUAUCUGAAUCAUGGCACCGAUCAGCACCGAUCUGGUGGGGUGGGCAAUGUCAGAGACACCAGAAGCUGCAUUCCUCUCCAUCAUCAUCGUCUUCAUCAUCAGCAUCGCUUUGCUCGUUAUCUGCACAACCUGUAAAAAACAUUCAUUUCAGUUAGAGGAAAAGACACCAAAGGAGAAAUCUUCAAAACUUGUUAAAGUGGAAGCAAAGGGGGAUGUGGCCAGACAAAACCCUGCCAUUAAUGAAAUCACCAGUGAUGAAAUUGGAAACGUAGAAAUCGGUAAAGAUGCACUCGCCUUCAAACCCUACAGAAGUCACACUCUCAUUCCAGGAGCGAGACUGCAUGGUGAAACGAACGGCAAUGCUGAAGUUUCAGUACAACAUUAGGGUGUCUAAUAAAGUGUAAACACAUUGAGUGGUCUGCUUUUAAAAUAGUUUAUAAACAAGGUUUCCACCUUUUUAAUAGACAAUCGAUAGAAAUUGCCAUUGCUAAAACGUUUUCGCCAUCCUGUAUAUAAACUCAAAGUUGCAUUCCAGCGAAAUGUCACAUGACAAUACAAACACAACUGUGCCUCUCUUAUAUUGUUUUAAUGUCACUUGACUAAAAUGACUUCGCUGUUAGAAGGUGUAACAUCGCAGCAGCUAUAAAUACACGUUCAAUGACGGAAACCUGCAGUUUUCCUCCAUCUUUCCAUAUGUUACCUGUAAAUGCUUUAGUAAACCAACAGUUGGAGACAAACAGUUUCCAGACUAACCAAACCGGACACAUCCUGCUAUGUGCAACUGCUGCUGACUUUAGAGAGUGUAUCUUGCAAAGACAAAGCUCAAUCAAUUCAACAAUUUGGAUGACAGAUCCAGAUCUUCUGGUCACUCCAGUUUGGGAGACUCCUGAUAGCGAUCACUAUUCAGGUGGUCACCCAUUUAAAUGGGUUAUAUACCACACUAAACCAGAACAUCAAGAGUACCACUGUCCAUCUCCACACCCAUCAGAGGAUGAGGUGGAUGAAUCACCAUCACUCAGAAAUAAACGAAAGAAUCCCUUUUUAUAGGCUAAUGAAAUGAAGUACUGUUAAAUUGUUCUGUUUUUGCAUUAAUUCGUUGUACCUUAAUCCCAGAGGUUGACUGGUGUGUAUCUUUUUAAUUUGAUGUAUUUUAACGUAAGCACGAUUGUGAGUGUUUUAGGCUUUAGACAAUGUUUUAGUUUUAGUGGGUACGAGGAAAGUUUUUAACUAUUUUAAUGUUAUGUUUGACCUAUCCACAUAUCCACACCCCAAAUGAAACAUGAUUAUAGAAUUGAAUACAGUUUAUUGUCAUUGUACAAAUGUACCACAACAUUUUUACUCCAUACAAAGCACAACGUACACAAAUUAGCAAAGAAUGGGGGGUAUAGACCUCAAAAACUGUUGUAGUGGUUGAGAAGAUUCUCCCAUCCAAUGUAAAGUGCUUUGAGUGUCCAGAAAAGCGCUAUAUGAAUGUAACAAAUGAAUCAAAUAGUAAUGCAAGUAUGAUUUGAUGUGAACAAAGUCCAUACUGUAGUAGUGCAAGUAUGAAAUAUGAUGUAAACAAGUAUGCAUUAUGAUAUUAAUAAAAUAAAUGUUGCAUUA
Triplophysa dalaica is the source of this 1775-nucleotide messenger RNA. RefSeq lists its product as uncharacterized. NCBI's taxonomy places the organism in Eukaryota, Metazoa, Chordata, Actinopteri, Cypriniformes, Nemacheilidae. The transcript is spliced from 6 exons. Bases 184 to 558 code for a protein of 124 amino acids. The record is from RefSeq and is a predicted model, not a curated record.